Molecule: messenger RNA, 1748 nt
Organism: Leptopilina boulardi
Lineage: Eukaryota; Metazoa; Arthropoda; Insecta; Hymenoptera; Figitidae
Product: speckle-type POZ protein homolog
Exons: 2
Coding region: 191-1216 (341 amino acids)
Biological process (GO): proteasome-mediated ubiquitin-dependent protein catabolic process; regulation of proteolysis
Cellular component (GO): cytoplasm
Molecular function (GO): ubiquitin protein ligase binding
Source: RefSeq, a predicted model, not a curated record
UCGUGCGUGUCAAGAGAAUAAUUUAAAUUGAAAUUCACAAAAACAAUAUAAACGUUUAGUUAAAAUAUUUCGAUUCUAUUUUUUAAAUAAAGUAAGAAAAUUAUUUUAUAUAUUAAAUUAAAAAUAUGGGACAUGAAUUAGAGAGAAAUUGACCUUCUUUCUUCCAGAUAAUAACACCAACUCAAAGAAAAUGUCUGACAAUUCAUCGGAAAGAAUAUACGAAACUGGUAUACAUUUAACUACAAGUAUAAUAAAAUCCGAAAGACUUUGUACAUGGGAGAUAAAAGAAUUUUCCUCUCACAUUGAUAUUUUUCAAAGUACACCACCGGAAUCAAAAAAAUUCCCCUCCAAUUAUAAUUAUGAGACAAAAUUUCAAUUUCGUUUAGUUUAUUUAUCAAAGCAUACACGUCAAGCUGGCAAAUCAAGUUAUUUCGUUCAAUUGGAAAUAAAGCCAAGUGAUGAAUUACAAAAAUGUAUUAUGGAAACAUCAUUACAAAAUCAAUUAUCAUCGUCUGAUUCACGAAUUUAUAAAUCAACAAGUUCAUGGACAAAAAAUCAGGAUUUAGAAAUUUGGAUGUUAGAAAUUGAAAGUUCAUCAAUUGAAAAAAUUGAUCCAAGCAAUUCAUUAAUGAUUAAAUGUAAUGUCAUUGAAUUUUAUAUAUCGAGCAAUGAAAAUCCUGGUUUUCAUCGUUGUCCAUUGUCAAUUGAUCUCAAUAAUUUACGACAUGAAAAAUUAUUAACCGAUUUUACAUUUAAUGUUGGCGAAUCAAGUUUUAAAGUUCAUAAAGCAAUACUAUCAGUUCGUAGUCCUGUAUUUCGUGCAAUGUUUAAACAAAAUUUAUCAGAGAAAACAAAAAAUGUUAUUAAUAUACCAGACAUACAUCCAGUGGCAUUCAAUGAAAUGUUACGUUUCAUUUAUACUGGCAAUGUAAAGGAUUUAAAGAAUUAUUCAUUUGAAAUUCUUGAAGCGGCCGAUAAAUAUCAAAUUGAGGAAUUAAAAGAGAUGUGUGAAAAAGUAUUUUGUGAUAUUACAAUAAGAGAAGCACCAAGUAUUUUAUUAUUAGCCGAUCGGCAUAAUGCAAAAAAUUUACGUGCAAAAGCAUUGAAAUUUAUUCGACAAAAUAUUAAGGAAUCAAUAGCGACAUCAGAAUUUGGUGAACUCUAUUCACGUCAGGAUCUUAUGCAAGAAAUUCUAGAAGCAAUUGUCGAUAAAUGAAGAUUUACCUAUUUAGAUUUCGAAUUUUUUAGCAAAAAAAAAAAAAAAGAAUUAUAAUGUAUUGAACUCUUAUUUAUGAUGAUUAAUUUCAGGAGAAUGUUGAUCGUAAAAUAAUCUCAAAAUUAAAAAUUGAUUUUUUAACUAUGUUUUUUAAACAAUAAAACUAAAAAUAUAAUAAAAAUUAAUUACAAUCAAUUUUGAAAGAUAUCGUCAAAAAUGUUGAGUCAAAUAUAUUUUUUUUAACAUUUUGAUUUUUUUUUCUUUCACCUCAGAUAAAAAUCACAAUUUCCUUUUAGACAAUUUUUAUAAAUAAUUAUUGUUUAUUUUACUUCUCAAAAUAUUCUCUACAAUUGUAAUUUUUUCAAUGUUAAAAAAAAUUGCCUUUAAAAAAUUAUAAACAAAUCACAUUUGCUUUUAUCUAAAUAAUUUUUUAACAACAUAAUUUUAAUAAUAUUGAAAAAAUUACGAUUGUAGAGAAUGUUUCAAUGGGUAAAAUAAGUUUAUAAAAAUUUUAAUAAAAAUUGUGAUUUUU